GUCAUAAUCGGCUCAGUCAUCCAAAUACCGUCAAUUAGCACCGGCCGCUGUCCGCUUGACGAGAGGAUAUUGGAGCCGUGCCGGUGCCGACACAAUACGGUUAUUACGUGCGCCGAUCAUCGCGAGUGGUAUAGCUUGAGGCACGUGUUUGCCGAUCUCAGUGCACACCUACUUGUGAGUGCCGACAUUGAUAGCGGACAGGAAAGUGACCGACACUUUCAACAGUUUAUAUUCGAGAACUCACUGAUCGAGGAAUGGGAUGACAAUAUGUUUUCGGAGAUUAUGUUCGAAAAUAUAACGAUUUCAAAUGCCAGACGACUGGCCAAACUGAAUGCCCAAGUUUUUGGCAAUCAUACUGUUUGGACAGUUAGAUGGUUUAGCGUCCAGGGCCAGAGUCAGCUGGGCCGCAAUCAUGUUACCCAAUUGUUUGAUGCAUUAAGUAGUCUGGUUAAUGCCAGAGAAAUACAUUUGGAACUACCUGAGCUCCGGGCACUGCCCAGUUUUGCCCUGUUUAGUACGGCAGCCAGAGGACCGCAAUCGCAGCUCCAGGUGCUCAGCCUACAGGCCCCGCGUGUGUCGACAAUACCCAACUAUGCCUUCUACGAGCUAAGCAACUUGCAGUGGGUUCGUGUACGUACCGAUCGUUUGGCACGUGUUGAGGCACACGCGUUUGAUUUUGACUCUACUACUACUAGCGCGCACCGCGUGUUGUUGACCAUUGACUUAGAAUCGAAUCAGUUGAGCACCGGUAGCCUAGAAACGGGUAGUUUUCUACAUACCAAACGGCCUACUAGUUUGCGUUUGGGUUACAAUAAUAUUACUCGACUCGAGGCUCAUACCUAUCGGCCGUUUAUCAGUACUAAUCCGUCAAAUGUGAUCGAUAUGACUGGGAAUGCCAUCAAAUGUGACUGUAGUAUAGCGUGGCUGCUAUUGGAUGAUCAGCGGCACCUAUACCGUGAUAGAGUAGUAAACGCCCGGUGCAUGGAUCCGGUAAUUAGUGGUAGUGGUGUCCACCAACCAAACAUAUGGUCACUGAACGCUACCGAAUUCAAUGGGUGCCAAAAUAUUACCACUACCGGUGCCGAUAGUACCGAUGCCAAUCAUACGGAAUUUAUAUGA
This is a messenger RNA of Oppia nitens, 1119 nucleotides long. Its product is annotated as toll-like receptor Tollo. The transcript has 2 exons. NCBI's taxonomy places the organism in Eukaryota, Metazoa, Arthropoda, Arachnida, Sarcoptiformes, Oppiidae. The coding region runs from base 268 to 1119 and encodes 283 amino acids. The record is from RefSeq and is a predicted model, not a curated record.